Molecule: messenger RNA, 792 nt
Organism: Exophiala aquamarina CBS 119918
Lineage: Eukaryota; Fungi; Ascomycota; Eurotiomycetes; Chaetothyriales; Herpotrichiellaceae
Exons: 2
Coding region: 1-792 (263 amino acids)
Source: RefSeq, a predicted model, not a curated record
AUGGCUGAAACGACGACAAGUUCAACCACCAAGCGCAAGCGCGGAAGGCCUGCGGUUGAUGCGCGGUACGACAACUGGUAUGGGGUUCAAGACGCGAAAGAGCGCAAACGCAUUCAGGAUAGACUAGCUCAGAGAGCGAGGCGCGGCCGUAUGAUUUCAGCCGUGCCCAACAGAGAGGAGAAAUCUAAAUCUACCGGGAGGACCACGGACGGCCCAUCAACGUCGCCUGAAGAUUCCACGUUUGCGCCUACGUCUACGUCUUCUUCUUCGUCUUCCAAUGACAAUGGUCACGACCAUGAACUGAUUCAAGUCGCGGACGGAUCAUGCCUGAUUGUGAGCGGCCCAAGCGCCAUAGCAAAAGUGGUCGCCUGGAGAGGUGGCUACACUCGUAGCAAUGCUACGGGUGUAAGCCUGGACCACUGGUUCCUCUGCUGGCCAGCGUGGUCGAUUUAUGCGGCUCUGACGAAACAUGGACUUAUGCUUGGCACGUCUUGCGCCGAGUGUGUCUACGAUUCAGUGUCUCCGUCAGCGUACGAGUCCCUACCGGAUGCUCUGAAGCCUACGCCUCUCCAGCUGGUCGUUCCGCAUCGGCGCUGGAUCGACCGGUUUCCGUUCAUUCGGCUGCGGGAUAAUAUGAUUCUCCUGAACACGCUGCUUGACCUGGAUGAGUUCUGUGGAGAUUUGUUUAACACGGUUAGUCUGACGCUGCGGCCGUCUGCGCCCUCGUGGGAUCCUAGGUCGUGGGUUCUCGGGGAGGAGUUUGCGACCAAAUGGGGAUAUCUCUUUCGAUAG